AUGUCGACGAGCUACGAAAGCUGCGUUGCAAACUUCGACUUCACAUUCCGCGUCGACGCGGUCCGGCGUCAAGCCGAGAGCCUGGCGAGUCACAGCUGGGAGUACGGCACCGCGGCGGAAGCCGUGAUGGAGCUGGUGGACCCGGAGAAGUCGGUCUUUGCCGCGGAUCCGUUCCCAGGCGACGAGAUACCAACCCAAAAUCUGCAGCACCUGGACCCGGCUGUCGAAUGGGUGUAUCAGAAGAUCCGGACGGACGGCAAGACGCUGUUCGACGACAGCUGGGGCGUGUCUGACCCGGCCGCGCUGGGCGUCAUGGCCGUGAUGACAGGGCAGCGCUGGAAGCGGUGGCUGGACGCCGCCGAGCGGCAGAAAGACUACUUGCUGCAGGAAGCACCGCGGUAUGGUAAUGGGGCCAUCAGUCAUCGCCAGGAGGUAGCCGAGCUGUGGUCGGACGCCGUCCAUAUGUUUCCGCCGUUCUUGGCGUACUACGGGGUGCACAAGCAGGACAUGGCAUUGAUCGAGGAAGCGGUGCGCCAAGCGCAGCUCUAUCGGGACGUCCUGUCCAUCAGGGAAGGGCACAGACGAGGCUUGUGGAGGCACAUUGUCGGGCCGUCCGACAUGGCGGACGAGGGAUCGUGGGCGACCGGGGACGGCUGGGCCGCGUACGGCAUGGCGAGGGUGCGGGCGACCAUCUCCGGGUGGCGCCCGAGCAACGAAGCCAUGCAGGAUCAGAUCAGACAGCUCGAUCAAUGGAUUGGAGAGAUUCUGGAUGGCGCAAUACGCACGGAUGACGAUGAGGAGAGCGGGCUGCUUAGGAAUUACCUUGGGGACGACAGCUGGUUUGGCGAGACGUCUGGGACGGCUCUGCUUGCGGGUACGGCCUAUCGCAUGGCUGUGCUGAGACCCGACGUCUAUGCCCAGGAAAAGUACUUGGGAUGGGCACAUGCAAAAAGACGAGCGGUUGCAGAGAGGGUGGACGAUGAUGGCUUCGCCUACCCCGCCGUCAAUCCGCUCAAGCAUGCUUCACGUGAGCCUAUCAACAAUAGCCCAGAAGGUGCUAGCUUCAUUCUGAUGAUGGGUUCUGCGUGGAGAGACUGUGUAUGUCGAGGCAUCUGUCCGCCAUCCGCAUAG
This is a messenger RNA of Anthostomella pinea, 1131 nucleotides long. NCBI's taxonomy places the organism in Eukaryota, Fungi, Ascomycota, Sordariomycetes, Xylariales, Xylariaceae. The record is from the annotation of a GenBank genome assembly.